Molecule: messenger RNA, 1413 nt
Organism: Cucumis sativus (cucumber)
Lineage: Eukaryota; Viridiplantae; Streptophyta; Magnoliopsida; Cucurbitales; Cucurbitaceae
Product: hyoscyamine 6-dioxygenase
Exons: 4
Coding region: 15-1133 (372 amino acids)
Source: RefSeq, a predicted model, not a curated record
UAUGUAUAUUAUGAAUGAGGAAGAGAGAGAGAGCAAAUGAAACAGGAAACCUAGCCAGAUCAUCUAUUGUGUAUAAAGGAGCUGCUACCUCAGACCUCAUUAAUUAUAUUGAUCAUAUUAGUCACUCAAUCAUGGCUCAAAUGAACUUUGUGUCCAACUGGGAGGGUGUUGAAUCAGUACCUGAAAGUUAUGUUUGGCCGCAGGAGAAGAGGCCGGGCAUUGCACUUAAGAAGACGAUUCCCGUGCUUGAUUUUGCAACACAGGAUCGAGCUCUUCUCUUCCAAAAAAUUCUCGACAGUACUCACGAGUUCGGAGUUUUUCAGGUGAUAAACCAUGGAGUAUCAAAGAAAUUAGUAGAAGAGACAAUGAGUGUUUUUAAGGAGUUUCAUUCGAUGCCACCACAAGGUAAAAGAAGGGAAGUUUCCAAAGACAAUAAAAGCUGCAAAGUUUUCACAAGCUCAAACAAUUAUGAGAAUGAACAAACACACUUGUGGAGAGAUUGCUUGAGUUUAACUUGUUAUCCUGAUCUGCAUCAAAACAUUCAUUCUUGGCCUCAAAAUCCUCCUAAAUUAAGAGAGGUGGUCGGAGCGUAUUGUAUUGCAAUGGAAAAGUUUUCUCGAGAGAUAAUAGAUCUGAUAAGUGAAGGGUUGGGCCUUGGGCAAGGCUACUUCGAGGGAGAAAUGAGUUCGUACCGAAGGUUAACAGCAAACCACUAUCCAAUAUGCCCAAACCCUAGUUUGACUAUGGGAUUGAAUCAACAUUGCGAUCGGGACCUCAUGACCAUCUUGUUUCAAGAUGUCAGUGGUCUUCAAGUCUUCAAGGAUGGCCAUUGGAUUUCUAUAGAUCCUAUUGAUGAUGCAUUUGUGGUUAACUUUGGCUACCUUUUAGAGGUCAUUAGCAAUGGAAAGCUCAAGGCAGUAGAACAUCGAGUCGUGACAAACGCAGAGGCAUCUCGACAAAGCUUUGGGUAUGUUAUUUUUCCUGAGAAAGAGAUGAUAAUAGAACCAGCAAAAUGUUUGAUAAAUGAAGCCAAUCCUCCACAUUAUCGUUCCUUUAAGGUUGAAGACUUCAAUAGGCAUUUUUUUGCUGUGUCAAAUAAUAAUGAGGAAACAAUGAAGUUUAUAUUAGCAUAAACAUGCCACGUUUUAAUAAGUUGUUCAGUUGAUUACUACUUUGUUAUAUAUCUAGUUGUAAUGUAAAAGAAAAACUAUACCAUAUAUGCUUACUAGGAAAUGGAAUUAUUGUUUUUCAGAAGAGUUCUAGAUAAGUCGAAGGAUUAGAGUGGCUGCCCUUGAAUGUUGACAUGUUGAUGAUUUCAUAAUGAAAAAAUCAAGAAAACUCACACUUCUUAUAAGAUAUAUAGAAUGGAAUACUUCUCUUAUUGUCAAUUGAUCAUUUUGAGAUAGAAUAUCA